Messenger RNA from Fusarium vanettenii 77-13-4, 882 nucleotides. RefSeq lists its product as uncharacterized. The transcript is spliced from 2 exons. The coding region runs from base 1 to 882 and encodes 293 amino acids. NCBI's taxonomy places the organism in Eukaryota, Fungi, Ascomycota, Sordariomycetes, Hypocreales, Nectriaceae. The record is from RefSeq and is a predicted model, not a curated record.
AUGAAUCGCGCAUCAAGACUUCGGCAGGCACAACAGCUGGGCCCGAUGCCCGAUCUUGUAUGGGAACGAGCCAUGCAGGUGCCGUUCCUCGAUGACAAGCCCAUGGAUGGUCCUCCAUCAUGCACAGAGCAAGACUUCAAGCGGCCGCAUCUGCGACGGUGCACCUUUGACUUUGACACGAUAAUUUGGGAGCGCAAGCUCGGCGGUGGACUCGAUGGAUAUGUUUGGAAGGUCUGGUUCGGCGAGACGGGUCCAUUUGCUUUGAAGGUGUUCUGGGAUACGGAGCCCCCAGACUUCCGUCACUACUACGCUGCCCAGCGAGAAUGCCAGAACGCUGCUGUCUUCCAAAUGAUAGAGGCAGCCAUUGCGCAGGCUGCUGUAGAGUCGAAGCCGAUCCGGGUCCUUGCUAACCCUAAAAGCAAGCAGGAAGCACGGUAUAACCUCUACGCCUUCUCCGACGAGGCCCGUUUGAUGUCUUGUCCUGAAGACCUUGAGACGGUGGAGGUUACUUCUAUGCCUCGCUUCAGAAGGUGCUAUGGGUGGCUGAAGUUCAGCGGUGAGGUAUUCAAGAAUCUACCAUUCGAAUUGAGGGCGCACCCUCGCACCGUCUCAAAGAUCCAGAGGUCCAUAUCAUCUAGUAAAGAGUACACGGCUAUUGUUUACGAGUACGUCGAGGAGGGGGAGAACGAUGAGGCUGUGGUCGAGGAAGUGGACCGGUUCUGUUGGCUCACCGGGUUUAGCCAUAACCUGUCGCCAGCGACUCGGAACUGGAAGAGCGGAGUAUUGGUCGACCUCGCAGACAUUAUUUACGCUCGUGGCUAUGGUUGGCGGCAGGGGACCUACAAACCAAGGACGGCGGAGUAUAUUUUGGUAGAAUGGUGA